UCUGUACGGGCAACGCCGGCUCACAAAACAAGGCUUCCCCAGAUACUCCACAGCGAGUGUCUCACUUCCAUGGUGACGAAUCCAAACUGGAGAUCAUCGGCGCUCUUUUCAAACCCCUUUACCGCGGAAACAUGUUAACUCACGAGUUGUUGAUUAAAUUACUUUAACGGAGAACAAAAUAUAAUGUCACAAAUAACGUAGAGCGAGUUAUUGGCCCAAGUGAGACAUUAAUGUCGGUGAUGUAGAACCAAGUUGACGUUACUCAGGUUAGCUGUCAAGAAAGCAGUGUUCUUUCAAGCAAGAACCACAUCAAAUCGCAGCAAUGAACAGCGCAGAGAGGAAAUUCGUCAAUUUGAGGAAGCGUCUGGAUCAGCUGGGCUACCGACACCCACUGGGAAUAGAGUCCCUGCCACUAGUGGAGAAACUAUUCAGUGACCUGAUCCACACAACAGAAAGCCUGCGCAAUGCCAAACUGUCAGCAGGGAAAACUGAGAAAGAGAGUCGAAACGUUGAUGCUCUUCUGGAACCAUACAGGGCAGAGAAUGCCCGGGUGGUCAGGGAGAACAAUGAGUUGCAUCUUGAACUUCUCAAACUGAAGGAGGAGAAGGAUCGCUCCAGCAGAGAACUCAAGGCCCACAUCAGAAAACUGGAUCACGAGACAUCGGACCUAAAGUUUUUAAAUAAUCAGUAUGUGCACAAAGUUCGCUGCUUGGAGAAAGAUAGCAAGGCUAAAGCUGAGCGCAUUCAACAGCUGCAGGAGAAGAACAUGCAAGCUGUGGUGCAGACACCAGGUGGAAAGAAGCGCAGCAUUCCCUUCAGACGUCAGAGAAUGCAGAUUGAUGAGCUCAUACCUUCCUCCUCUACGUCAGCUUAUCCUGUGUCGCAGCCUGAUGAUCCGUACAUAGCUGACCUACUCCAGCUGGCAGAUGGAAGAAUUCAUGAACUACAGGAAGAACUCACAAAAGUCAAACUAGACCUGGAAAAUGCUCAAGAACUUAUAAAACACUUAAAUACUCAGGUGGAGGAGAGGGACAAAGAGGUUGAGCGUAUGAAUCGUGCUCUCCACGGAGGACGGCCUUAUGAUGUCAUUUCCCUCGAAGCUCAGAACAUCAGCAACGAGAAAAUGAUCUCCCAUCUUAACCUUCAGAUUGAAUACCUACAGGAGGCCAACAGGACGCUGGAUCAGAAGGUAGCAGGACUGCAGCAGAAGAAGAAGGAUGCCUCCACCGAAGUGGCCAAUCUUUCUUUAAAGAACCUGGAACUGUGUGAAGAGCUGACGCACAUAGACGACCUCGCGAAGCGGCUGGAGAUGGACAAGGACCACGUGUUGGAAACUGCUGAAAUGGAACUGCAAGAAACUAAAAAAGAAAUUCAAAGACAACAGAAAAUUAUUGAAGACUUGGAGAACAUUAUAACACAAAUAAGAAGGGAGCAAUCUGAAGGUGAUUUUGAAAAAGACCGUCUCAGAGAUCAGCUGGUGGAGCUCAAAGAGCAGAAUGAGAAAAUGGAGGGACUUGUGAAUUUCCUGGAGGAGGAGAAAAUCAGGCUGCAGGACAAAAUGGAGAAAAUGAUGGCUGCUGACAAAAGCCUGGUGCUAGAGUUGGAGGCCAUUCGGGCAAAACACGGGAUUUGUGGAAGGGAACGCUCCCCAUCGCGGCUGGAUGCAUUUGUCAAGAGUCUAGAGGAAGAGAGGGAUCACUAUCGCCACGAGGCCGAGCGCUACAAAAGAGCCAGAGGGGCUGGCGGCAACGAUUCGAGCCCCGUUCGUAGUCCAAGCAGGGGCAGGAGUCCGUCCAAAGGAAGGGGAGGUGUUGCAGAGCCAGAAGUGCUUCGAUUAGUAAAGGAAAGAGAUGAGCUUCGGGCUGCUCUGCUGGACUUUGAGAAGCACAUGGAGGACAUCCAGAACAAUGUGAAGGCUCUCAGCUCUGAGAAAGACCAUUUCAAAACCCUGUUUAAACAAGCUCAAGAGGACUUGAAGCGGGCCCGUGACUCGGAUAUGACAGCUGACCUUAGGAAACUGAAGGAAGAGAUAAAACAGGCUGACAUCAGAAUCCAGCAGAUGGCUGCUGAAAGAGACACACUGAUGGAGAGAUUAGAGGUCGCCCAGACUUCAGCUCUCGCAGACAGACAGGGAGAGGAGAGGAGGAUUUUUGACCUGGAGAAUGCCGUUAAGAGUUUGGAGCGGGAGAGACGGGACCUGCAGUCACAGGUGUGUCUGCUGAAGGAGAACAAGGCGGCUGUGGAGGAGGAGCUGAAGGUUCGCUGUUCUGCUCUGGUCCACAAUGCAGAGGAGGUUUCUCUUCAGAGGGCCGAGUCUAAUGCUCUCAGGCUGCUGCAGGAGCAGAUGGAGCAGUCACUGUCUGAUACCCAACACAGGCUGUCUGUGAAGAUGAAUGAGCUGCAUGCUGCCCGGGAGCAGAUUGAGAAACUGGAAGAGACAAUAGGGGAGCUGAGUCAGAAGAGCUCCAAGCACAAGGAGGAAGCGGCUGUUCUUCAGAAGUCCAUCUCUGCUUUAGAUAGAGAGAAAGAUGCUCUGCAAGACGAGGUGGAUCUAAAGACUGAAAAACUGGUUGUUGUUCAGGAGGAGCUGUCCAGAAAGGACCAGACCCUUAAAGAUGUGAGAGUCACCGUCACAAACAUGGACAACUCACUAGCUCAGCUGCAGGGGGCGUUAAACAGCCGCGAGAGGGAGAUAACCAGCCUGAGGAGGCAGCUGGAUGCUUGUCAGGAGGAGCUGGCUGGACUCAGAAGAGACAAAGAAAUCACAAUCAGAGAGAACCGGAGGCUGCAAGAUGACCUGGCUACAAUGACCCGAGAGAACCAAGCGGUUCAUGUGGAGAUGGAGGAGGCGUUGCAUGAGAGGGAUGAGUUGAAGUUGAGGGUCCACUCUUAUAUUUCUGAAGUGUCAAGAAUAGAGAAAUUGAUGGCCACAAAGGAGCAGGAGAACAGGGACUUGCUGGAGCGUUUCAGGAUGGCCCACUCUGGGGUGGAGGAGCGAGAGCAGAAGUUGCAGCAGGCUGAAGGCCUUAAUAACUCCAUCCGCAUGGAGCUGCUCUCUUCAGACUCAGAGCGCAGAAACCUUCGGGAUAUUGUCAGCCACCAGGGGAGAGAAAUCCAACAGCAUGUGCAGGCCCUGCAGGCUUAUGAGGCCCAGGUAUCGUCGCUGGUGCGUGGGAUGUCCCGACUAGAGGAGGAGCUACAUAAAGCACAGGAGGAGAAGGCCACGCUCGUCGCGGAUCUGGCAUCCGUCAGGGAGCUGUGUGUCAAACUGGACUCUGGCAAAGAGCUCACAGCACGCCAGCUCACCUCCAGGAGCAUGGACCUAGAGAGGGUAACAGGAGAACUGGAGGAUGUUCAGUCAGAGGCAGAAGUACUUAAGAAACAACUGGCCAGUGAGAGGCUGACCGUGCGUAACCUCGAGACACUUCUUUCCACCAAUCGGCACAAGGAGUUCCAAACCCACCUGACAGCCAGUGAGAAAGAGUCGGAGCUGAAGGUCCUACGUGAUAGGCUGACCCUGGCUGACAGCAAAACUGCGGAGCAUGCCAGGGAGGUGUCGCAGCUCCGCGGUAAAGUCUCUCAACUGCAGACGGAGAUGGACGUUCUAAAAAGACAGUUAAUCACUGAGCGCUUUGAACGUGAAAGGGCAGUUCAGGAGAUGCGCAGACAGGGUGUGUCCUUCUCUUCCCUGCAGAGUUCGUCGUCCCUCGAAAUCUCCUCUGGUUCUCAUCACACCUCCCCAGAACGCCCCAUCUUACGAGCUGUGAACCGCUCCACUGACAAGUCAGCAGACAAAAGUGUGAGCUUCAAGGAUUAACGGCCAGAGAGACAGACAAAAAAGGAUUUGAUGAGUGAGUCAAAUGAGAAUCUGCCAAAGUCUUGGCAUUCAUUGGACUGUGUCCUACCUUAGUGCAACCUUAUGUACCUAUCCAGCCUCAGGCACUCACUUCUUACAACUAAUGACAGUGCUAACAUUCAAACAAAUUAUUUUUUUAUUUCCAAACAUGCAACUUCUCAUUGUCUCCACUAACAGAACUGGAUGCAAAGUGUCCUCUCUGUCAGUACAUUGGUGCCUCUAAAAGGAAUUUGUCUCUCAGCAACUAUAACCUCCAACAUGUAGCAAAAGAAGUAUUCGUUCAACCCUGUGGUUAUGUGUAUUAUG
This is a messenger RNA of Etheostoma spectabile (orangethroat darter), 4162 nucleotides long. RefSeq names its product centrosomal protein 135 (gene cep135). The transcript has 26 exons. Bases 323 to 3817 code for a protein of 1164 amino acids. NCBI's taxonomy places the organism in Eukaryota, Metazoa, Chordata, Actinopteri, Perciformes, Percidae. The record is from RefSeq and is a predicted model, not a curated record.